This is a messenger RNA of Pocillopora meandrina, 4210 nucleotides long. The record is from the annotation of a GenBank genome assembly. Lineage: Eukaryota; Metazoa; Cnidaria; Anthozoa; Scleractinia; Pocilloporidae.
AUGGCGGCGAAGAAGAAGAAACACAGGAAAGAGAAGAAGGUCCUUGUAUUCGAUGAAAAUUCUCGAAGGUAUUUAGAAUAUUGGCUGAGUGAUCCCGAGUAUUAACUCUCCUUGACCCUAAGUACUCACUAAUUCGUCUCUUAAUCGACCAAAAAGGAAUUUAAGAGCCUUUAAUUACUGCUCAUGCUGUAGUUUAGUUUUGGCGCGUGUUGAAUUUACUUAUAUUUCAUUUUAUCGUUUUUUGUUGUAAGGAGAAGAUCGGCUUUCAUACCUACUCAGCUGAUUAAAUUUUCAGGAAGUGCUUAAAGUGCAAAACUGCACAGAAACAAGGCGUUAGGGCCAUAAUUUUGUGUCGUUGUCACGUGUAGUGAAGUGUUAUACUAAGUGGUCAGUGAACAACCCCUCUAGCUCUACUAAUUAUUUUAUUUAAACUUGAAUAUUUUCAUCAACAUUUUCACACGUUUAAAAUCAUCCUAACCCUUUCAACCCCAAUAUCUUAUUAGCAAUUAUCCUUACUGUCUGUCAUACAAUUCCUAUGAUAUUAGUUUGAAGAAUUUGAUAUUGGGUCAACCAGUAAUCCCCUAAUUGAUAUUUUUCUUUAUUCUCAUCAUUUGUUGGCUUGAUAUUGCAGGGAGAAAUUCUGUCUUGGUCAUGCAUAGGAAUGAUCAAUGUUUUGAUACCUUGGUGUUUUUACUUGUAAUGAUGUUUCAAUAGAAUAGAAAGCAAAGCACAGCUGAGUAAAAAAUGCAUGUCUUACCAAUUAGCACAACAAAUGCUAUCAUACCUUGCACAGAACUUACAGCUUUAAAUACCAACACAAUCCUUAUUUGUAUGAUUACAUGUAUUACCCAAGAUUAAAAAAUCUGACACCUUGCAAACACUAUUGAAGUUCCAACAGCCUUGGAAGAUUUCAGAACAUGGUCAGUAUUUUAUCUUAUUUUCAUUCUCAAUCUGUAGGGAGUAUCUUCUUGGUUUUCACAAGAGGAAAAAUGAACGAAGGAAGAAGGCCAUGGAAGAAUUGACGAAGCAGGAAAAGGAAAGAAGAAAAGAGCUUAAACAAGAGGUUAGUCUGUUGCAAAAGCUUUGGUUGUCCUGAACUGUGUCUGACUAACAAAAGUGUACUAGGUAACUUUGAUGGCCUCUCUAGAAUGCCCCAUGAAAUUUGAAUUGAGGGUUGAUUUUCCUGACUGAUGACUAUAGGCACUUCUUCAUUGGCCUGUCCUGAUAUUAUUUGUUUCUCUUGGAGGGCAAUAUCCCAAUAUAGAUUAUUUUUCAAUUCUCAGAACCAACUGACUAAAAGUGUACAGAAGCUGAAAGGAUAAUUUAUAUCCUCAACUACCCUAGAGGUAAGACGGAAAACUGUUGUAAGCUCUAAAAGUGUAUUUAUCUCCUUGUGUAGAAAAAGAAGAGCUUGAUUGAACAAAUGGAAAAACACAGAAAAGAAUUAGGUAAGAAUUUUAGAAAUGGGAUUUGAAGACUUUUUAUGCUAUAUGCAGUUAUCAGUGACUUCAAAUUCACAAAGACACUCUCCAGCCAGUCUAUUAAUCAGCACUAACAGGCAGUAACUUUCAGGGAAUGUCUGAGAAUUUUUGAAAGGUAACCUUGGAUGGACUGGCACUUCAUCCAGGGAGAGUAGUUAUACCUCCUGGUCACUUAAUGCUAUAGACAUUGGGAUAAACUAUGGGUCAGUAGGCCACCACCUUAAAAAAUAUUAUUUCAGUAAUGAUAAUUCUUGUUACAAGGUCUGAAAUUUUGAAACAAAACAUAGCUUUUGACCAUACCUCACAGUCUUCAUCACCCUAGUGAUCUCUUUGUAGUGGAUUGGUUACAUAUUUGAUCAGAAGCUCAACAACAAGUAGCUGAAAAUGGUGGGUGCAGGUAAUCCAUUUAUUUUGGAAAAAAGAAAUAUAAUUUGGAAUCAUAAACUAUUAGUUACUUAUUUCAGAGGCUCUGGAAUCAGAUGAUGAGAAUGAGGAGGAGGAGGCACCUUCAACAGUUGAUGCAACCUAUGAACAUCCUGAGCAAGUUGUCACAGUUACUACAAUCAGUGAUGUGAACUUGGAUGGUGGAAAAUUUACAUGUAUUGGACCCAACAAAGUAAAUGAUAAAUACUAACAUAUUAAUCAAUGUCCAAAGUACAGUCGGGUCUCUCAUCCAUUCUAAUUAAUUAUACAUCAUUAAUUUAGCUUAUUAAGAAAAUCUCUUUGAUUGCCAAUUUGCAUUAUAAAGUAAGUUGAUUAAACCAAAUUAUCUUGUAGUACCCCCACUGAUGCUGCACCACAAUUUCUCUAAAAACUUACCCCCUUUAUAAUAAUAAUAAUUAAUAAUAAUCAAUAAUUCUUGGUCACCACGAUUUUGUUGUUGUAUCACAGUCUAGAACCUUCAGUUAGUCAUCAUUUUUUACCUUCUACCCUACAUUUCAAUUAGAUUUUAAAUUAAUCACAAUUAGCAUUUUUUUUCUUUUUCUUUUAAAGGGGUUGAUGGAAACAGAAACAUCACAACUUCAUACUUCACCUUUAGAGAAACAGAAUGAAACCUUUGAUAAAAUGACAGAAAAGUAAGUUUAACUUAUUUAUAUUUAUAUCUUGUGUCUUCCCAAGUUGGGAGAGGUGUAACAAGGCCUCAAAAAAAUCAAACUGUCCUCUUUGGGGCAGUCAUCAGCUUUGGGGCAGUUAUCAUCAGUGGGGCAGUCAUCAGCUUUGGGCAGUCAUUAUCUCUGGGGGCAGUCAUCAUCUUUGAGGCAGUCAUUAUCUUUGGGGUAGUCAUGAUCUUUGGAGCAGUCAUCAUCUUUGGGACAGUCAUUAUCUUGGGAAAUUCAUAAUCUUCAGGGCAGUCAUUACUAGAUUUCCACAUCAGAAAAGUAAUCUUUCCCCUCUACUUACCCGAGAAAAGAAACUCCACAUGAGCUUAACCCUUUCACUCCCAAGAUCUCAGUAGGAAUUCUUCUUACUGUAAGCAAUGCAGUUCUUAUGAUGGGAGUUUGGAGAAUUUAGUAUUGGAUCAACCGACAAUCCCCUAAUUGAUUAUUUUCUUUAUUCUCAUCACAUGUCUGCAGGAUAAUGUAUUGGUAUUGUUAGGAGAAACUUUGUUUUGGUCACUCAUGGCAGACGCUGUUAAGUUUGUCAAGCUGAACUUCAUUAUGUCAUUUUAUAUCAAUGUUUUCUACUGAUUUUUAAGUACAUACAUGUAUUUAACCCUUUAACUCCCAAGAGUGACCAAGACAGAAUUUCUCCUUGCUUUAUUUAUACAAUGUCAUACAGGCAAAUGAUGAGAAUAAAGGAAAAUAUCAAUUAUGAGAUUACUAAUUGAUCCAAUACCAAAUUCUCCAAACUAACAUGAUGAGAAUCAUUUGGCAGACAGUAAGGAGAAUUACCAAUGAGAUCUUGGGAGUUAAAGGGUUAAAGAACAACACAAAGGGAGAAGUAGUCUAGAACUGCAUUGUAACUGUCGAUGAGACUUUCUUCAACUGUUUACAUGCACAGAACCACUCCCAAACAUCAGCAAAAAUCACACAAGAAAUUUAGAAGAAGAAGAGGAACAUCAAGUAAGAAAAGUGACCAUCACCAGAAUGGGCCGUCUGGAAAAAAUAACAAGAGAAAAAAAGCUCAUUCUCACCACAAAUCAAAACAUUUCAAGAAGAGUUGACUCUAACAACCCAGGUUGUAAAUGGUGUUUGAUGGCCAAGAGGAAAGUCAACAGGAACAGACGUCUACGUCGUGGCAUGGUGUAGUGCUGCACAUGCCCGAUUGAUAUAGAGGGUGCAAAUUUUGAAAGUCCUUGAAAAGGUUUAGACCAAUCUGAUAACUAAAGGAUUACUUUUCAAUCUUUACUCUUGAAAAGGAAAAAAGGCUGUUGUAGCAUCUUCAAUGACAAAAGUUUUUAGGAAUCGAUACCUACAAUUCAUUCUUCGACCCGUUUCUUCGCUGAUUUCCCGGAACAAGUAGUCGUGCCUUUAUUAUGUGGCGAGGUUAUUCCACUUCUCCAAGUGUACAUCCGCAGUAAAAGAAAAGAAAAAUAGGUCAAGGCGAUAAUGUGUCAUGCUCCUCUUUCUACAUAGUAAUAAAUAAUAACAAGCAAUUUCAAGGAGGAAAUUUCAACAAUUGGAAACUCAAUGAACAUUGAAUACUAAUGGAUUUUAUAAACUUGAUAACAGAAGUAGUUCAAAUAAACACUAAAAGGCGAUACGUGGUGUUCAUGUACAAAAUUAGAC